This is a messenger RNA of Didymosphaeria variabile, 504 nucleotides long. RefSeq lists its product as uncharacterized. Bases 1 to 504 code for a protein of 167 amino acids. The record is from RefSeq and is a predicted model, not a curated record. The transcript has 2 exons. Lineage: Eukaryota; Fungi; Ascomycota; Dothideomycetes; Pleosporales; Didymosphaeriaceae.
AUGCUUGAAGUCGUUGCCAUGCUGCUGGUGGCGGUCGAAGAUGGUACGGUCGAGUUAGUUGAGGAGAAGGGAGUGGGCUUUUCAGUAGAGGAAGUGUUCCAAAUACCGGUGCACGAAGUGAUGGAGAUGAUCGUACCAGACGCGACGGUUCCGCUGGACGUCAAACUCACACUAGUGUUGGCCAUCGUAGCAGUAGACGAGGUGGCAUUCAGGAUGUUGCUGCUGGUCAAUAAAGUUAUCGUCGAAGUGAUAUUAGCAGUCGAGGUUGAUUCAUCAGUGCACGAAGUCGGAGAAACAAUGGUGGUCAGGUUGGUCCAAGUUGGUCCGGUCGAUGUAAAAGUCAAGGAUGUCACAGGUCCCGUUCCGGAGAAGCUGGAUGAGACGCCAGUCGAGCUAAAACCAAUUCCUGUAUUGGUAAAAGACGAAGUCGUGGAGAUGGAAGCAGAAGAAUUGCUCGAAGCAGUGGAUGUGACAGUGGCCGCACUCGUGAUAGUGGUACAGUAG